Molecule: messenger RNA, 276 nt
Organism: Sphaeroforma arctica JP610
Lineage: Eukaryota; Ichthyosporea; Ichthyophonida
Exons: 2
Biological process (GO): thiamine pyrophosphate transmembrane transport
Cellular component (GO): mitochondrial inner membrane
Molecular function (GO): thiamine transmembrane transporter activity
Source: RefSeq, a predicted model, not a curated record
GCUAGUGCUCUGUUCAAGGGCAAUCUCACGGCGGACCUUUUGUACCUGGGCUUUGGUGCCGUGCAGUUCGGGGUGUACAACGAAUGGAGGAAUCGCUUCAGCCCGAUGUCCAAUUCGAUGGCAUUCAUCGGAGGAGGAGUCGCAGGAUCCGUUGCAACGACCUGCACAUAUCCUCUGGAUCUGCUGCGGACUAGGUUGGCAGCUCAGGGCGAGCCUAAAGUGUACAAGUCAUUGUCACACGCCAUCGGUCAAAUGUACCGAAGUGAAGGUGUGUAG